CUCUCUCACACACACACACACACAUACAUGCACAUUACUCUUGUCUGAACAGAUCAGAUAUUUAUAUACACAUUCAUAGCCUUAUCGAAAGAUCAUGCAUACAGGCACAAUGCAGAUGCAUGUAUGCAGAUAAAAAGACAAAGACGGAGACAGAAGGCAACAACCAUGGAUCUACAUUUGUAGAAAGAUAAAUUCACACAAUUCACACAUUUUUUAUGUGUAUAGAAUGACAAGUCACAAUGAGAAAUGUCUGCCAAAAAGAAUAAUAUUAGUACGGCACGGGGAAAGCCAAGGAAAUCGAGACGGGACAGCUUACACAGUCACACCAGACUACAAAAUUCCUUUAACAGCAUUAGGCCUUCAACAGUCAAAAAUCGCUGGAGAGAAGAUUAGGCGAGUUAUUUCUAAUGAUGAUCGACAAGUUAACUGGAAAGUGUACUUUUAUGUGUCGCCUUAUGAACGAACACGAGCUACAUUGAGAGAGAUUGGAAGGUCUUUUUCUCGAAAAAGUGUGAUUGGAGGCAGAGAAGAAGUUAGGAUCAGAGAACAGGAUUUUGGGAAUUUUCAGGAGUCGGAGAGGAUGAAAGCCAUUAAACAGACUAGGGAGAAGUAUGGGAGGUUUUUUUAUAGGUUCCCUGAAGGUGAAUCUGCUGCUGAUGUUUUUGAUCGCGUUUCAGGUUUCCUUGAAUCUCUAUGGAGGGAUAUAGACAUGAACCGGCUUCACCAUAACCCUGCUGAUGACUUGAACCUUAUAAUUGUAUCGCAUGGGCUAGCUUCACGAGUUUUUCUUAUGAGGUGGUUUAAGUGGACAGUUCAGCAAUUCGAGUACCUGAUCAAUCCAGGAAAUGCUGAAUUUAGGGUGAUGCAGUUAGGGCGUGGCGGGGAUUACAGUCUUGCUAUUUAUCACAGUGAAGAAGAAAUGGCUGAAUGGGGAAUGUCCCCUGAGAUGAUAGCUAAUCAACAGUUCCGGGCUCGUGCUUGUCGGGAUACUUUGAACUAUAAAAGUUCCUGGUACUUAAAUUCUUUUUUUGAGGAAAGUUCAUGGAGAGCAAGGGUGAACAUUCAACAAGUGAUAAAUGGACCAGACAAGAUAGUAGAAAAGAGACCAGAUGAUGCUGAUUCAGUAAACGGGGCAAACGAGGAAGACCUAGAAAAGAGACCAGAUGAGGAAGUGGCAAACAGAAACGAGGAUAACAUAGAAAACAAACCAGGUGAGGAAGUUCUAGAAAAUGGACCAGAUGAGGAACCUGAAAACAGACCAGACGAGAAAGAUCUAGAAAACAAAGAAGAUGAGGAAGAUCUGCAAAACAGGCCAGACGAAGAAGUUAAAAACAGACCUGAUGAGAACGAUGAAGGAAACAGAGCAGAUGAGGAAGACUUGGAAAACAAACCAGGUGAGGAGGGCCUGGAAACCGAACGAGGCGAGGAACCAGAAACAGUAGAUCUAGAAAACAAUGAAGAUAAACAAGUCUUAGAAAAAGAACCAGAUGAGAAAGUUGCGGAACUUGUAAACAGACCAGACGAGGAAUUUGAAAAUGGACCAGAAGAGAACUUUGAGGAACUAGAAAACAGAACCGAUCGUGAAUUACAGAACAACAUAGAAGCAUAGUUAUCAUUCUUUCAGUAGGUUUAUCAGACUGCAGAGCUCUGCAAGCUGACUGUCCAAAAGUUAGAAGUUGUUGGCUUUAGGUAACAUAUUCUUUUACUGGAUGUACAUUACUUAGGUGUUAAUUGCUCACAGU
Daucus carota subsp. sativus is the source of this 1742-nucleotide messenger RNA. Its product is annotated as phosphoglycerate mutase-like protein AT74H. The record is from RefSeq and is a predicted model, not a curated record. The transcript is spliced from 2 exons. Lineage: Eukaryota; Viridiplantae; Streptophyta; Magnoliopsida; Apiales; Apiaceae. Gene Ontology annotation, molecular function: phosphatase activity. The coding region runs from base 227 to 1609 and encodes 460 amino acids.